GAUGACACAAAUGUCAUAUAUUCAUGGCGCAAGAUGUUUUUAGCAAAAUGGCUGAGGAACAGUGGAUUUUAAAUGAAGAUGGUUAUUUAAAUGUAGAUAUAGAUGUAAAAGAAAUAAUUUACCAUCCAUAUCUUAACGUCAUCUUAAUUUGCACACAAACCGGAGUGGUAAGCGUCCUAGACGUAAAUUCUGGUGUAAUCCUUCACUCCAGCUCUCUCUCAGCCCAAAAUCUAUCGAAUGUUAAGUGCAAGUACAUUCCAUCUUUGGACAAAGUGUUAUUCACAGAUGGGCAAGCAUUGGGUGUGAGGUCUGACUACAAUGGUGUUUUACUCCUUGACAGUAUUCUUCAGAAAAAUAUCACAGAUGGAAAACAGGAAGUUAAAAUUGAAUUGCCACUUUCAGAGGCCAUAAUUUUAAAAGAAAGUCUAUCGUCCAGCAAUCUUCAUGGACUUGAACAGAUAAUCAACGAACUCACUGAAAUUAUUUCAGAGGCCCAAGCACAUCAUAAAAAAGGCAUAAAAGCACAAAAAUGGAAUACUGUCUGUCUCACCACACCUCUAGAAGAUUUGCGAUAUGCAACGUCUACUACAGUAGCAAACUUAUUGACCAACAACCAGCACAUUCCCGAACUAGGAGUCGCUUCGGCAGUACAAGAACGACUGUCGGAUCUUCUUGCAGAAAAAGUAAACGCCUCUGAUAGGAAAUCUAUGGCGAGCGAAUGGAGGAGACGAGAAACGUAUAGUCAGUGGCCACAUAUGGAUUAUAAGUGGGCAUUACCAGACCAAAUGGCCCAAGCAGGUUUCUACCAUCAGCCGAAUUCAUCAGGCGACGACCGCGCCAUGUGCUUCACAUGCUCCGUGUGCCUCGUUUCCUGGGAACGCACAGACGAACCUUGCAGCGAACACGAACGACAUUCCCCGAAUUGUCCAUUCGUCAUCGGUGAAUACACGCAAAACGUUCCACUAUCAGUCACGUACGCUACUUGUCCAGCUGUAGAUGCCAUGUUCGCUGGAAAGAACAUCAAUCUAGUUGGACGAAGUUCUGUUGUCGAUUUGAUACCGGCAGCAGACCAAGAUGGACUUAUAUCAGUAUUUGAUGUUUCUGGGAAAGUGAGAAGAGAGUGUUGUUUUUAUGUUACGCAGUUUGAUUCGUUUCUCGUGGAUAAAUAUACGCAGGAUUUUGGGCAGGGUGGAGGGUGGCCUGGAAGUGAUAUAAAAAAAUAUCCUGUAGAUAAAAAAAUAACAUCCAUAGCUAUCGUAGGUGAUAAUAAAAAUGUAAAUAAAUCAAUAUCAUGUAGGCCAAGUAUAAUCAGUGGCGUAACCCUCACUAGUCAGUCUCAGAAUAACACACAAACAGAAAAUAUGAUAAAAGAUAAAGCGUAUCUAGUAGUCUAUGAUUUUACCUACAGCAAAGAUUUGGAAGAACAGGAAAUUCAGACAGUAAAAUCCCCACCCGAAAAUCCAUUUGUGCUGGAUUCCAAUUCCAUAGAUGAUUUAGAUAAGAAAGAAAGUUAUACAGACUUUAUAGGUAACAUAGAUCCCGUGGUGUUUUCCUUUUAUAAAACCUUGAUACCCAGUGAAUCUGAUGAACUGUACAUAAGUCCUUCAGUAUCGAUGACUAAGAAGAGUCACACAGGACCUAAGGUGUUAGUAUUUGAUAGUUUCAAUGCAGCGAACGUUAAUUUUAAUUCUAUAUCGAACGACUCAAACCUUAUGACCAAUGGUCCUUUGGAAGUUAGCAAUGUGGAGAGUGAACCUAGUAUAUCAGACCAUAUUUUGGAGAUUAAAAAUUGCCAAGAAAGGAAAAGAGUGCACUACUCCCGUGCAGUCCAAUGUAUAAGCAUACCGGAAGAAUGCAGCACGUGUCAAGAUUUAGAAAUAGCGGAUAUACUGCCAACCAACGACCAGAAACACAUAUUGGUCUAUCUAAAAAGCAAUAACCCUUCCCAAAACUUCUUACUGCUCUAUCAGCUAGACUUUUCCGACAAAAUGGUCAAGCUUAAAGAAGAUGUCGUAUUAGUUAAGCAAUUGGCCAGCGACGAAAGCCCUAUAGAGAUCAAUUUAUUGCCGGUUAUCGAUAAAUUUGGAUCUUUUUCGGAAAGGCUCACUGAAGCAGAAGGUACCGCUGUGAUGGUUUGUGUAGAUGGUGUUCUAAGGAUUGUCAGUCUCUCAGAUUUGAAUGUUAUAUGUUACGCGAAAAUAGAAGGAGAUGGGUUUAUUUCCGCCGCAUAUUGUAACAGUUUGGACCGAUUGUGUGCUUCAACGAAAAAAGGCUCCCUUCACUUUUACGUUCUUAGCAACGCUGAAAACGAAUCAAGUGACGAUCACGACGAAGACGAUCUUUUUGGAAUGCACGUGGAGAACACAAACACUCUAUCACAAUCGACAGAUAAUUUGGACAAUUCAGAAUUACUAAGAUACUUCCAAGAACCAGUAUACGUGAUUCCUUCCAACGAUUUGAAGAACUUGAAAUUGUUUUGCGAUUUCGAACCUUUAAAAACCGGAUAUUGUGUCGUGGUUCCUCCUUGCUGGAGCGAGUUUCAACAGUCCUUAAGACAGCGAAGACAACCACAAUGUGAGGGCGAGCAGAAUUCCAAAACUUGGAGACUGUUGACCGAUACCACGACUUGGGACGAACAUAUAUUCGAAAUAACGCUACCUAGUUCAACUGUGUUAGGUCAUGUCGAUGUCCACUUCACACUUCAACCCGAUAGUGGAUCUCCUAAUGUAGAAAUCACUCUUUUACGACAAAACAAAAGCGGAAUAGGCCACAAGAGAGAUGUCAGGUUUGCUGUUGAUGAAACUGUCACAAUAGAUAUGUUGCAAUGGGCAGAUAACCCUGUAACUUCACAGGAAUAUUUGCGAGCACAAAAUGCGGAUAUCUUGGCUGGUCCUACAGAUUUAGCUUCCCAUUUAGAUCUAACGGAACAAAGCGGCAUUGUCACUUUAACUAGUCCCAAAUUAUAUAAAACCAAGGUUAGGAACUUGCUUCUUCACAUUAGAGCCGUUAAUGCCAAAGAUGAUAAAACAGAAACGAAAAGAAGUGUAGACAGAUCAAGUCUUGGUAUUGACAAGUUAGGAUUACCUAGAAAAAUCGAUAUCUACAUGGGUUGUGAUGUUAUACAUGAACUAAGUGUAACUCUACAUACGAUUAAGCAACAAGAAAACUCAAAAGAUCGCGUACAGAGGAACUUAAUGUUGGAAUCCAAUGUUUUCAUCGAAUCCUUACUAGUUACUGCGAUAUGUAGUACCAAUGUUGAUGAUAUCGGCAUGGUGCUAGAUAUGCUAGAUUGGAUCGCCUCUAUAAGGCUCAGUAGGAAUAGGAGUAAUAACGGGGAAGCACCAAAUCAACAAUUUGAGUUUUUAACGAUUAUUCAAGAGCAGUUGGCAGUAUUGUUGCACCAAUGCCUCUUGCUGGGGGGCAGAAGCGUGGCUCACAAAACAGUUCGAUUGAUUAUUACUUGUUGCAGCGGAGCUGAGAACAUCAGUACAACCUGCGGAGAGCAGUUUAGUUCAAUGGUCCUCAAAGGAAUAUUCUCCAUCUUAGAUUCUAUAACCCAGAUAAAAUCUGCCGGCGGUCUUCAGUGGUUGUUUUCUUUGUUAUUAAAAGUUACCACAAAGAAUAAAGAAUCGAUGAUAGCAUCGAAAUGUACAGCACUACUUAGUAACGUAGCCAAUGAAUUAUUAAACAGAUCAAACCCGUACCAUUUGGUACUAAGAGGAAGGUAUGGAUUGUAUGGUACACCAAUGGAACCAGAAUUGUUUGAUGUAGAACCGCCACCGUACGUCAAAGGAGACAGAACAGCUACUUAUAUGAUAACAGCAAACUCUUCAACCCAACAAGCUCAAGAUUCGUCUCCAAACGUUCCAAAUCCUACCACGUUUUCUUUCAACAAAGACAACAUUAAUCCUAAAGAUAUUUUAUCCCCUUCAUCGACCAAAGUUAAAUACAAGAACAUAGCUUCCCUUCGUCUUAUAAAAGGCCUCAUAGAAACGCAGCCUCUUCAUUUCUCUUGUAUUUGGUCCAGUGAAGGUACUAGAGUGGAGAAAGCAGACUGUAACAUCAAUUCAGCCUACAUCCAUAACGUUCCUAUUACUUUUUCGAGUAAUGUUGGUGGUGAACAGUUGAUAGAAGACAGUAUGGAGAAGUUGGUAGAUAAAAUUAAGAUGAUGAAAGAUGACGUCAAGGAAAAACCGGGGUAUAACAAAUGGGUUAUUGAAAUGCUGCAAGAUUCUGGAUAUUUAGAAAAUAAAGGGCUGAUUGAAAAUGUAUUCGUAAAUCCUCCAAAGAUAUCAGUUCAGGAUAAAAACGUAGGGAUAAAUAAAUCCAUACAUAUUCCCGAACGAGAACCAGCAAGAGUAGCACCAGGAAACGGGCUACCCUGGCAGGAAUUGCUCACUAUUCCACCAAAACAAGUUAUUGUAGUUGAAAGAAUGCAUUCAGGGGCACGAAGGCAUAUAACAUUAGAUUUUGGCAAACCUGUUUUAUUAACAGAUGUUUUUAUUCCGUUUUGUUCUGAUUUGGUCACACUGACGAUCGAUAUUUGGUUAAAAGAGGAAGAUGUAGACGAAACUAGGUUGGUUAUGGCCAUGGAUAUUGGAACGAGGAACUUAUUGUUGACUGAUCUACAACCGCCACCAUUAUGUAGAUACAUGAAGAUAACUGUCGUUGGUCGCUACGGAAUGUCAACAGUCAGAUGCCGUAUCCCUCUAGGAUACUUCUAUGGCCACAUAACAGUAAUGCCGGAUGAAAUCUGUCCCGACAUUGCCCAAACUUCGACAAAUAAUGCACCAACUUCAGACUUAGACAAACAACUCGAAAUUUUGUCGAAACUCUUCGAAGACAUCAGCUGUCGAUAUAGUUUAGCGUGUUCAAAAUUGAAAGAGCUCUUACAGCCUUUUAUUAUAUCCGACAUGAAGAACGCGGCUCAUCUAGCCACGUAUAUGAACAUUUUGAAGGACAGAAACGGCACUGGUAAUAACGCUGAGCACAACAAAAUUUUCGGAGCAUAUCAAGAGAGCAUAAAGUAUCAGUACCAGUUGAAUAUAAUAAGAAACGUAAUGACCAGAAUAGAAGGUACCACCAAUUCGUCAAGUUUCCAAAAUUCUGAAAUUUACAGCGAUAAACUAACAUCAAUAGCGGAAAGUCUAUUAGAAGUGCUGUUAUCUAUUGAUGCUACAACUGAAAUGUCGAAAGGUGAAUGUCAGCAAUUUUUCAAAGGUCUAUGUAUGACUCAACCUUCUAGGUUACAGCUACUCGGAGCAAUGUUUUUGGAAAAAAAUUGUGGGAAGUCGCUAUUUUGGGGCGAUUUCUUAGCCGACACGUUAGCAGAAAACUUCGCAACUUCCUGCAUUCAAAGAUUCCCUCAAGAUAAGUUAUUUGUUUUACUCUCAUAUCUAAGUCGAAAGUCUUCUGAAAAAAGCGCUUGUAUUGAUGCAGCUUUGCGAAUAGUGUACGACACUCUCACUCCGCUUACAGCCAAUAGAAGGCCACUGUUAGCUGCUACUAUUGAUUUGCCACUAUUGUCUUGGGAGCUGAUGUUUCUUUCACUCCAGUUAACUUUGUGUAAAGCCUCAUCUACUUCGGUCAACAGGUGGAAUUGGGUGCUGGGUGAAAUGGUGGGCACUAGGAAUCUGGAUACUUCAAAAGGGAAUAACAGGAAGAAAACUUGCAAAAGGGUGGCCCAACCAUCUACCAAUACUUUACAGACCUACUCCAGUAUUGUUGUCGGCGGAGGUCCUGUUUAUACACAGAAUUUGAAAAGUAUGAUAGUCCAUGACAAGUUAGGUAGACUAAAAUCCAUUAAAAAGCUGCAAGAUGAAGGAAGACUAGCCAAAGAGAAGAAGGAACAGGCUCUAGAAAAACAACAUCCCUUAUUCAAUACUCCACAAAAUAUUGAUAAUAACCAUUGUUUAAUUGUAGCCAAAGGUCUCUUGCAAUUAAUUUUAUACAUGGACCAUUCCUGUAGUGCAGACAUGUUGCUCUUGUGUUUUAAAGUAAUAUCCAAGUUGGUAACCCUAGCGAAACUCCAAUUGGGACAGCUUCUUAAGGAAGAUCAGUUGCUGGCACUUAUCCAAUUUUGUAUAUCUAGCAAAAUACCUUGGGCUCCAUUUGCUUUGGCUAGUUUCUUGCAGGAUGCAAUGGAUUUGAGUUCAGUCAAGAUAGAAGACAUUGAAAUGGAAACGGAAACAACUUCCUCUCCCAGUAGCUUUACACAAAACGUUUCAGAGACUCAUCCUGCAGAAGUUUAUGUAGACAAUAUACAACCGAUAAAAUUCUCACCCGAGCCAUCUAACAUUCAAGCAAAAACCAACUCCUUGAUAAAUAAUUACAAAGAACUUUUAGAAGUAGAGGCCAUGUUAUCUAAGAAAAACAGCCACCCAUUACCAUUAAGUAACAACAAUUUUCCUCCGCUACCAUCAGUGUUUGAAUCAGAAGACUCAGAUUAUGACGAAUUGAUAGAUCAGAAACUCAAAACGGCCUCUAAAGUCUCCAAGCAAGUUUCUGCUUUGAAUUCGGGAUUAUCUUGCGCCAUGGAUAUGAGGCUAGAGUUGGGGGUUCAGUCAAACUCAGAAAUAACGCUGAAGAAGAUAAUAAUUAAAAACACCCACUUGCUGUUACAGAACAUAUCGCUGGAAGGGUCUCAGCAGGAGAGUUUUAACGAAUUGAACCCUUGGCCAGUCGUUCUUGAAAAUACACCAUCAGAGUCGUCGUUGAACAACCAAAAAAUGUUGACUUUCUGUUUUUACUCCUUAUUCGAAAACAUCCACAACCAUGACCCUUCCAAAAUAGAGCACAUUUUGCAAUUGUGGUUGACAUUAAACUCGUCGAAUAAGUGUGAACAGUUUGUUCCUGGUUCCAUUCCUCAAAUAGUUUUGAACUGCAGUUCUAUCAACUAUUUGAUUAACGCUAUGGCUUGGACACCGGGAUUAUCCUUGACGACUUGGUGUAGUGCCUUACAAACGUUAACCUUAGUUUGUAAUAUGAAUAACGGGAAAAAGUGGUUUGAUUUGUCGGGUAUGGCGAAUACCAUAGUGAACCACGUGAAUUUUAAUCAGUUUUUCUUGAAUCUUCUAUCUGGUACUGGGCCUGUGUUCAAUGGAAAGAUUUUGGCUGGGCCUCUUUUGUGCAAAGCACUCCACGACUUUUUAGUUAGAUUGCAAAUGAGAUGCGACGUCGUCGGUCCUACUAGCAAACUGGGCAAUACGCUAAAGUCUACAUUGUUAAAAGUUACCUACCAAUUAACGAAGCCGUCAGGUUCAGUAGCGUGUAGAUUAGGUCCCCUCGACGCCCAAUGUAAAUUAUUACAAACUAUGUUGUAUUUAGAUUUUACUAAUUCCGAUUUGAGCAUAGCGAUGAGUACCCUGGAAGCUACAGCAUCUUUGGUUCAUAGUUACGUGAUAAAUACAGAAAGAGUUAAGUGUAUAAGUAUAGGUGAAAAACAAACAGUUAUGAACCACGCCUUUAGCGAUAUAUUUGCCAGUGUACUAGGCUCAGACUCGAAUAAGCAAGAUCGACCAGUGUCAUACGAAGAUUUGUUAAUUUUACUAUUAAAAUUGUUGGGUAAAUUGGUUCAAACACCGUUACCAAGUCAACAGGAAGCAAUGGAUACCGAAUCUGCAGCAACAUCCCAAACGGACGAGAGCAAAGCAGAAUUAAUCUAUCAAGAAAAUGCACGCGUUCAGCAACAAGUUCCAUGUUUUGCUGAUGUUGUCCUCCAACAACACCCCACUGUUAUACGGUUAUGUCGCUGUCUGGCGGCAUGUAAGUCAUCUUCAGUGUUCAUGCUCCCUAAUGUUACACAAAAGGCAACUUUUUCUACGUUAAGCGAACCGAAUACCGUUGGGGAUGCUAUUUUCCAUUUACUAGCGUUGUUAGCCAGAAAAGCGUCUGAUAAGAACUUAUUGUUAAAACCAUUGCUAAUGUUCUUAUCGCAAGUGAAUCAGCUGAGCGAGCCAGUAUUUUGGUUCGUUUUGCAGUUUUUGGAUACUGAAGAAGCUGUAGAAUUAUUCUUUAAUUCAGGUGGUAUAUCAAUAUUGGGUAAGAACAUAGUCAACAGCACAAAUUCGCCUAGUACCUUAUCUAAAAUAGGUACUAUAUCAACGGUGAUGCAACAUUUUAGCUGUAUUAAUUCAUCCUCUGAUAUACGGAGCAUACUAACGGCGCAUGCUACCAAAAAAUCCGCUCAUACAUUUCCCGAAAACAAAAUGUCGAUGAUUAACUUUGCGCCAUAUUGUACGAUAUCUUGUGAGUCCAGUACUGCUCAGUCUGCAGACGUUUUGAUACAGGGAGUGGUCAGUUCAACUAACAGAAGAGCAAGAGCUCCUUUAUGGUCGUACCAUUUUUAUCCGGAAGAAAGUCACAUCGAGUUGAUGCUACAGUUGCCGAAUGCUGUUUUAUUGAGAGAAGUACUUUUACAACCCCAUAGUGCAAAUCUGGCAACCUCACCAUCAUAUGUAGCAUUAGAGGUCUCGGCCAAUGGUCCAUCUAGACUUGCACCCGUGUGUUUACCGCUACCAACGAGUGGUUUAACAUAUAUCCGUUUACAUUUACCAGUGCCAAAAGUCGUGAACUGUGUUCUAAUACGAUUGUAUAAACCCCAUGACUCGAAUAGUAUAGGCCUUAUACAGAUUAGAUUGCUUGGCAACUACGCAUUUGGUGGAAGCUUAACCCAAGGUUCCGAUGCUGAAGAUGAAUCACACUGUAAACACAGUCUAGGCUGGCUUAGAGUACUUCAUCAUUGCUUUACCAUGGGAUCAAACGCAGACUUAAAACGGCAGAUCAUCGAAUGCGCCUCCGACGUUCCGAAUCUUCUUCCAACCUGUUGCGGUCUGCUCUUGGUACCAUCACAUAUACUUCCGAAUUAUUUGCCUUGUUUAGAAAAAGUUCUUCGGGAAUUAGCACUGUAUAGUCCCGAGAACGGCUUUCAUACCAUAAGAGUGCUGCUGGAUAGCCGUUCGGAUAUAGAACCGUUGAUGCUGGCAGACACCAUUUGGCAAGAAAGACUGAUCAACGUAUCUGGAUAUCAAUCCGCUUGUGAAUUGCUGUUCCAAAUUUGUGAGCAUCAGGAUCCACAUACUUCUUACCGAGUAAUAAUAAUAUUAGAGUGGCUAGAAACAACGACAAACGAAGCCAUUGCAACGCAGAACACCCACAAUUGCAAUGCCGCAUACUUUUCCAGUAUAGCUUCGAUAUUAUGGGCAGCCAAACAAUCCCAAGUUGAAUACGAUCUGAAAUCGCUCAUAUCACUGGACUUAUUUAACUCCAUCUACACGCUAAAAACACAAACAGAAUCGAACAUAAGCCUUAAAUAUUCGUUAGACUCACUGUUAUGCUCGUUAUGUUACAUAAUGCCAGAGUUCUUCUCCAUUUUGCUGGAAAAAAUCGGAGUGUUGGUUCCAAAUUUGUCGACAGGCCAUCAAGCUUCUAUAAGCGAUGACAGAAAAGAUUCAGAGAGCUUGACAGAUGACAGUAAGCGUAGCUUCGAUGCAAGUUCAGAAUGGUACGGUCACUUGGUGAUAGGCGAACUAUCUAAUUUGAAUCUAAGUAGGGAAGAAUUAGAAACAAUAGCACUAGUUAGCAGAUCCCCGACUUCUAUUCAACAGCUACUGGACUCGGGAUUGCCCAAGCUACUCAACAGCGCAAUAUUAGAGUUUUGUCAUAGUGAAGAUGAACCAACUGUACCUAUGGCGAAGCUAGAUAAUGUAUCAAGCAUUCUGCAAUUCUUCACUGAUGUUAGCGAUGAGAAAAUCAUGAGAGACUGGUUGGGGUCGGAGGAUGGUUCGUCAUUUUGGCUACCUUUGUUAAAAUGGUUGUGUAAAGCGCCGACUGCCAAGAUAUCCAGUUUGCAAACCGAAGCUCACGUUCAUUUGGAAGAAGUUUGCGUGAAAUUCCUUUCUAAAUGCUGUUUGUGUCACGCUGUUAAUCAGGGCAGGUUAUCGAAGGUACUUUGCGAUGUUAUCUACAUGCAGCCUAAUGGAAUAUCUGGAUUCAUGCGCAGGUUAAUCUUGCAACUACUGCUUGAAAAUGAAAAGAUACCAGUAAGCAUAGAAGCAGACGAAACCCUUUACAAAAGUUCAAAAUUAACCCAGAGCUACAUACCCGCUCACCCGGCAUUCAAACAAACCUACAACCGCGCCAUGUUGUGCUUGAGCACCAAUACAACACUACUGGAAAUCUUGGAGCAGCACAUAUUUUUCAAAAUAUCGUACAAAUCAGAUUUGUUGGUUCACAAGAAGAAUAACUUCCCUACGCGGAAGGAUAUCUUCUCGUCUUGGUUUGCUCCCGAUGAGCAGGAGAUGAGCAUGGCUGCAGGUGUUACCGCCAAAGAUAAACGUGCCAAAGAUGCGAAGAAUCAAGCCACAUCGACGACGCCGCUGUCAAAAAAGAAAAGGUAUGCUUCGAACUCAACCAGUGCAACUGACGUAAUCGAGGGAAGGCUCAUAAAAUGCGAGUCAUUUUCUGACCAACCACUGCCGCUUACGGUAAGCCUGGGACAACUUUUAAGACUGAUAGAGUCUAAUGGAAAUACCGCAGAUUGGCCUUAUGUACAUCUUAAGAUCUACCAAUGUAAAAAUAAUGAUGAUAAAUGUAGUAGCGAAACGAAUUCUUCUGUAUUCCAACAACCACCAAUUUGUAGUGCCUUACAAGUGUUUAGUUCGAUGGGCGGCCUCGCGUUGCUUGCUCAACAUCUUCCUACCGUUUAUCCAGAAGCAAUUAGGUCGGCUAUUUUAGAAAAAUCCCCACCGGAUUCUUCCGAUUCGGAAUGGAUAAAAGUAGAUGAAUCUGAUGAUGUGUGUGAAGAAAUUUGGGAAGAUACUAUCGGGACCAACUCGCCUUCUAAAUCUUCAGUUAUAAUCUCUCAUGUGCCACCUCAUUCGUUAACUGCUUUCGGACUGUUCCUGAGGCUACCGGGAUACGCUGAAGUACUACUCAAAGAUAUGAAAAAAGCGUUAUAUCUCCUCAGGUUGACUUUAGGGGUAACAGACGACGGCGAAGGUGGAGAUAUUUUCAAUUCUCCUAUUUCCGAUUCGUUACCUACGUUACCUUUUGAAGUUUUGAAAAAGUUGUAUGACGGCACUCCCCUCAGUACCGACGAUGGAAGGCUAUUGAGGAGAAUAAGUAUUAAUAUAGGCGUAGUUCAUUUACUAUUAGCCUGUAUAGGAAUAUUUUCUCAUCAGUCUAGUAAUGCCGCCAAUGGUACUGAUAAGGAUAGCCAGCUCCUGAAACUGAAGGAGGAUAAGUCACAGUUAUAUUGGGCGAAAGGUACUGGUUUUGGAACAGGCUCCACCCAACAGAGUUGGAACGUGGAACAAGCAUUGCUGAAACAAAAAAGUGAAGAGGAACAUGUUACUGUACUUCUGCAAGUUUUGGCCAGUUAUAUCAAUCCAAACGAUGAUGCGGAAGAUGAGCUAACUGAAAACGUUCUUCCUCGAGCUUUUUAUGAAUUACUGACACAAAGUGCUCUGCUGCCAGCCAUAAGCUCGUAUUUAAGGAAUGAUUCAGUUUUAGAUAUGGCUCGACACAUUCCUCUGUAUAAAGGAGUUCUUCAGUUGCUGCGGGCGGUUGCUGUCAGUUCACAACUAGUUAGUUUGCUGUUACCUCAAAAGAACAGCAAGAAUAACGACCCCUCUGUUAGUUCCUUAUUAAAAAAUAUGAAGAGUUGUGUAGAUACUUAUGCUUCUAAAUUAAGGUUAAAUACUAAAAGUAAAUCGAAAAAUAAAUUGGGUGAGCAAUUGGAAGAAUUAGAGCAGGGUGAAGGUUUAGCCACCUUGAUGCCUGAUAUACAACAUACUGCAAAUUUGGUAUCUAGGGUUACAAGUGGUUUAGUAGACUCAGAGAGUUCGAAUGAUAGUGAGAAUUCUAUUGAUAAGGAAAUUAUAGUUUCUAUAGAAGAACAGUAUUUAACGAUAAUGAAGAAAUUACAAUUUCUGUCGUAUGAAAUGAUAACGGAAUUACCAGAGGGAGGAUUAAAAUUUGUGGUAUCCCAUCAUUUCGAAAGUAGUGCAAAGUCAACUAAUGAGCAAUCGCAUCCUACCAGAGUGAAAAGGAUAGCGCAAGAGGCUGUGACAUUAUCAAGUAGUUUACCUUUAAGUUAUAGUAGUUCAGUUUUUGUUAGGUAUGAUAAUUCCCGAUUCGAUGUCAUGAAGGUGUUAAUAACAGGGCCUGCAGACACUCCAUACGCGAACGGUUGUUUCGAAUAUGACGUGUUUUUCCCGCACGAUUACCCGCUGUCUCCGAUGAUGAUAAAUCUAGAAACGACAGGUCAUCACACGGUCAGAUUUAAUCCUAAUCUUUACAAUGACGGUAAAGUGUGUUUAUCAGUAUUAAACACGUGGCACGGUAGACCAGAGGAAAAGUGGAACGCUCAAACAUCUAGUUUCUUACAAGUUUUAGUGUCUAUUCAGAGUUUGAUACUUGUUCCAGAGCCUUAUUUUAACGAACCAGGUUAUGAACGGGCCAGGGGAACCCCAGCGGGAACAGCUAGCUCAAAACAUUAUAAUCUUAAUAUAUGUCAAGCAACUGUUCGAUGGGCGAUGUUAGAACAAAUUCUCAAUCCUUGUCCCUGUUUCAAGGAAAUCAUCCAAGCACACUUCUAUAUAAAACGAAAUGAAAUCUUAGCACAAGUGGAAAAAUGGAUAAGUGAGGUAGAACAAGAAGUCACGAAAGAGAAGAAGGCACGGUCAAACAAAAAAUCGCCAGCUAGCACCUUAGACAGCUUCAAGAAAGUGUACCAGCAAUUAAGGGAAGCUUUGUUAAAGUUAACCCCGCCUCCUAAAUUCCAAGAGGAAGAAGAGGAUCUCCCUGUAACACCUACAAACAAUAUGGAGGUUGCGAUAGAGGUGCAUCAAGUUGAUAACAUGGAGAAAGACAUGGUGAAAAUGGUGAACGAUAUGUGCGAAUGAAAUAAAUAAAUGGUAGAAUGCAUAGAUGCAAUAGUUUGUUCUUUGGGUGUUUUAGACAAGUUCGUGAAGUAAUAGAAAAAAAAAAGAAGAAAAUUAACAUAAUUGAUUUCGCAACUAUUUUUGUUCAUUUAUAAAACAUACUUUUUUACUUGUUGUGAAUUCUAUCGUUUUUAUAUUUACUAGUUAUAUUUUUACAAUCAAUUUUUGAACAAUUUCAAGCACUUUUUUCAAGUUUCAUUUAGAAUUUGAUUUUAAAUAAAGCACCACUUACUAUAAUGGCAUCAGUUAUUAUAAUAGCAUUGCCCAUCAUAGUACUAUUGUAGCACCGGUCUACCAAGAUAAAAAUUACCAAGUCUACCAAGUAAAAAGGUAAAUAAAUAGAGGUAUAAAAAAGAAAUAAAGAACUGAAAAAAGGUAAAGAAUUUAGUUUCAAACAUUGAUCUUACCUUAUUCUAAAAAUUUUAGUAAUUGCAUUCAUUUUGCCAAGUUUCCUACAUUUGAUAUGACUUUAAAAGUGACUUCCAAGGAUUAAAAUUCUUUGUAAAACUCGUCAUGUAGUCCCAGAGUAAACAUUCUGAAGUUUCAUUGGUUUUUAAACAAAACAGAUGUCUUACUGAUGCUGUUUAUCGCUUAAUCAGAUAGAUGAUUCGCAUCUUUCAUAUCACGCUGUACCGCUUGGCUGACAUCAGGUUUGUUCCAACUCGAUACAAAACCGUUCUUCAAUCGUUACGCGCAUGCGCAAUACCGAAUAAUUAUGCGCAGUAACACAUUUUUCGUUACUGCGCAUACUCAUAACCGUUCAAGAACGGGUUUGUAUCGAGUUGGAACAAACCUAACAUGUACAUCUGUGUCGCUGUGACUUCUUAAGUAUUAGAUAUAUUCAACAUUAAAUGAUAUAGCCGAUAUUUUGACAUGAAAGAUGAAUCGACUCUUAUACCUUUUAGUUCCAUCCGUAUGAAUAUUAUCUCUUAAUAUUAUAUCUUAACCUCUGAUAGCUAUUGAUGUUCGCUUACACGAUGUCAUAGUCAAAUCUGGCUUUAAUUUAGACUCCAGUUGAAUUCUUUCCAGAAACUUGAAACAGCCGACUGAUUACCAGAUUUUAUUUGAUUUUUUUUGUUUUUUCUUCAUUUAUGAAAUUAUUUAGUAUAUAAUUAAAGAUAUGUAUUGUUUAUGCGCUGUAGUUAAAUAUUAUUUAAUGAUUUACCAAAAAAUCGAUAAGCUAUUGAUUCAUAUACCUUAUCUUAAAAGCAUUAUUCAAACUUCAAAACCGUUUUGAAGAUCACAUCGAAAUAGUUUGUUAUAUAUACGAUUAUAUAUUCGUUCUAAAAUGCCCAAAGAAUUAUUUAUAAACGACCCUCAAAGGUGCGGAAUAAAGCAUUUACUUUUUGUCUCCGAUUAUUGUACAUUGACUUCGUUUCAUAGAGCAAUAUUUUAUAUACGUUUUGCAAGUUUUAGAAGGGAAAAAUUGGAUUUUUUUAUUUUGAAUAUUCGCGCAAAUGCAAAGAACGUCAAAAUAGACGAAGUUACCAUGUCGUAACUGUGUCAUUGUUUAUGGUAGAUUAACAAACCUAAAUUAUUCUUAAUUUUAAAUUGUUUAUAAAUAAAUGUGAUGACUUAAAAUAAAGAUACUGUUUUAUGAUAA
Molecule: messenger RNA, 14547 nt
Organism: Diabrotica virgifera virgifera (western corn rootworm)
Lineage: Eukaryota; Metazoa; Arthropoda; Insecta; Coleoptera; Chrysomelidae
Gene: Bruce
Product: baculoviral IAP repeat-containing protein 6
Exons: 35
Coding region: 24-12905 (4293 amino acids)
Biological process (GO): apoptotic process; regulation of cytokinesis; negative regulation of apoptotic process
Cellular component (GO): nucleus
Molecular function (GO): ubiquitin conjugating enzyme activity; cysteine-type endopeptidase inhibitor activity
Source: RefSeq, a predicted model, not a curated record